Molecule: messenger RNA, 2493 nt
Organism: Candidozyma auris
Lineage: Eukaryota; Fungi; Ascomycota; Pichiomycetes; Serinales; Metschnikowiaceae
Gene: ARP8
Product: Arp8p
Exons: 1
Coding region: 1-2493 (830 amino acids)
Biological process (GO): double-strand break repair; regulation of DNA-templated transcription
Cellular component (GO): Ino80 complex
Source: RefSeq, a predicted model, not a curated record
AUGUCAGAGACUCCCGUGAUCAAAGAAGAACACGACGAACACACAGUCGUUCCUUCGUCGCCAGCGGCAACGCCCUCCGCUGAGACUCAAGCCCCCGUGUCCACGGAGAGGGAGAAGACUGAGACAGAGGAUGGAGAACACGAGAAGAAGAAGCGAAAGACCACGUCGAAAACGGUGCGUAAGCCGUCUGAAGAGGUGUUGCAGAGGCGAAGAGAGGGGCGAAUCAAGGCGGCAGCGACAAUUGCACAGAACUUGAAGAAAACAGGCAUAGGUCGAUUUGAGGAGCAGAAUGGGUUCAAGCUCACGGCAGUUAAGACGGUGCCCUUGAUUAACCAGAAGAACUACUUUGCAGACUACUUGAAAAAGGAUGAGCAGGCCACCUUGAUUAGAAAUUGGCGAAACGAGAAGCAGCUGGGGCCUACGGUGGGUAAAGGAGGUGCCAAAGGCGACAAGAAGACGGAGGAGGACGACGAUGAUGAUGAGGAUGACGAGAAUGACGAAAACGACAAUGAAGACAAUGACGACGAUGACAACGACAAUACCACUGGCGAGCACCGUGUCAAGGUGCGGGCAGGCCACGAUACGAUAGUGUUCCACCCCGGCUCGUCGUGUAUACGUCUCGGGAGGGCCACGGAACCAGCUCCUACAGCCGUGCCUGCUGUGGUGGCGUUCAAGCGUGAGAUUAAGGAGAUGGACGGACACCGUAAGACUCCAUUGAGAACUGUCAAUGAAGAUGGAGAAGUCGAUUUCGGAAGUCGCUUUGACGAGAUGAAGGCAGUGGUCACUAAGGAUUUCAAGGCUCGUAUGAGGUACUACAAGCGUCGUAUACAGCAGAAUUCUAGAGAACUGGCUGCCGACUUCAAUAGCAAGCAAGUUGGGGAGCCCAUAGAUGAUCAUAACGACCCAGAAGCCAAAUCAUGGUUGUCGCCUGACGACGAGUUCUUACAGAAGAAUGAGUUCAUUGCUGGCUCCAAGGCUCUACAAAUCCCCAUCACCGAAAGUCUCAACACGUGGCACCAAAGGUUUCCCAUAGUCAAUGGUAUGUUCAACCAAGACCCCAACGUCUACCGCUCUCCACAGGAGCUCUACGGAGAUGUUACUCGUCUCACUUUAGCCGCUUUGGAAGAAAUUGGCGUGGGGACAACUCCCCAAGAAUUGGCAAAUCUCAAGUGUUUGUUUGUCAUUCCUGACUUGUACGACAAGGCCUACAUCGAAACAUGGUGCGACCUUCUCCUUCACUCUGUGUGUUUCGGCAAAGUGGGUAUUAUUCAAGAGGCAGUGGCCGCCACAUUUGGUGCUGGGGCAUCCAGUGCCUGUGUUGUGGAUGUUGGUGCUGAGGUCACGACUGUUGCAUGUGUGGACGAAGGAUUGAUCAUCAACGACUCUAGAAUUCGUCUUGAUUAUGGUGGUAAGCACAUUACAGAGGCAUUGACUAAACUACUAUUGCAACAGAACUUCCCUUACAGCGACAUUGACUUAAGUUUCUUCAACGAUGACUGGCAGUUGGCCGAAACCAUCAAACAGAAUUACGCUACUUUCAAUGACGCUGAUAUUGCCGUGCAGCUAUAUGACUUUUAUAAAAGAAAACCAGGUCAGAAGACUGAGAAGUUUUUAUUCAAAGUAUUUGACGAAGUCAUGUUAGCGCCCUUGGGUCUUUUUUACCCCGACUUGUUUGAGAUUGCAAAAGACGUGAGGGAACGUCCAUUGCUUCCUGAGUCAUUUGAUCAGUACACUGGAGAGCCCAACAAUCCGUACUCCAAAGCACACGAGAAUUUGCAGUUCGGGUCUGCCUACUCGGACAUGACAGAUGAAGCCUUGUUAAUCAAACUUGCAGAGGAGAAAGCCAAUCUGAAGCAGUCAAGUGCUCCCAAAGCGUUGAACACACAAGGACAGAUAGAUACACUGCUGCCUGUGACAGCUCCGCUCGACAAAGCUAUCAUCGAAUCGAUUACGAAUGCAGGUAUUGCAACCGACUUUAAUAAGGCCAAGAAACUCUAUGACAACUUGCUAGUGGUUGGUGGCGGGUUGGCCAAAUUCGACAACUUUGACGUUCUUCUCAAUGACAGAAUCAACAUAUGGCGUCCAAAGUUUUUGUCGUCGAGCACAUUGGAUGACGUUCUUGCUUAUGUGACGAAAGAAAAGGAUAAGACGGAUAACAAGAGGAAACAGAUGAUCGAAGAGGCGAAAAAGAAGAAUGCGGGCGGGAAGUCGGCGGAUGACAUUGAGUUGACCGAGGAGGAGCUCGAAGGCAUCGAGAACGCAACGCAGUACUAUGUCGACCUAGACAGAGCCGACGGGCUUAGUGACCAGGGACAAACGGUUGCUGUAAAUGUGCUUCCACCGCCCAAGGAUUAUGAUCCACGGGAACUUACCUGGAAGGGGGGCAGUGUGUUCGCGAGGUUGAAGGUUGUGAACGAGAUGUGGAUCACGGCCGCUGACUGGGAGCUUCUCAACUCCAGAACCCUCUACUACAAGAGCUUGUUCAAUUACUAA